CAAGCGGAUAUCACAAUGUUACAUGGUGUUUCAACUUCCCGGACUAUGCGUGUAUUGUAACAUUUCACUAUAGUGUUUGAAACUAAGCCACACAGUUUUCUAUAACAGCCAUGUCAUUUAGCUGACAUUUGUAACUAGUUCUUGACACACAGUUUGAACGCACUGGCUAAAAAAAAAGACCGAGAUGUAAAAAAAUUCACUCUUGGUUGGUGCAUAUGAUAUAUAUUCAGGUUAUACACUACUUUUUUUACGUUUGAAUGGCCACACGUUACGUUUUUGUCUGCCCAUAUACUGUACGUAUCACACUGUAGCUGAUGUCCAUGUGGUGAACAGUGUCAGUGGAGUUUCAGUCUCUGCUUGAAUGUUUAAGUGUUGCAUCUUUACUUCCUCGUGUUUUUCUAACAGCCUCAGUGCAGAUUCACACAUUAUUAUUUGACUUGCUCAGAGGUUCAGCACUCACUACAGGUACUAAUGCAGCCACAACACAUUUGAAACUUUAAUACAUUUUUAAAACAUACCUGGGAAUCAUUUUAAGGAAAUAUGAGACACUGUGGAGGAUUGGAUAUUUGAACUAAUUUGCAGUAAAACUAGUCGAUCACGAGUGGGUCAACAGGCAGAUCUAUAGAUAAACUCAUCUUUCAGGCUUUUGACCGACCAGGUUGACACUUCAGAGUGAGAAAUCGAGGGUGUGGCGUCGUGAGAGCGUGAGAAUUGGCUCAAUUGCGUGAGUCUUUCAGCUGAAUACGUGAGAGUUGGCAGCCCUUUAUGUUGUUCAGUUAUGUGUGAAGAAAGUGUUUUAUUUUUCAUUUUGAGUAAAUGUUUUAUAUCAAAUUAAACAAGAGAAUCUGCUGAUUUAGAUUAACCUAUACCAAUAUAUUUUAACAGGCUUUAACCAGUUUAUAACUGCCAUACAUUAUUUCUGUUAUUUAACAUGGUUUUGUUAUAUUUGUUCAAUCAAUUCAUGGAUAUUGAGUGUUGAUGUUAACUAGGAACUAAAGUAGGUUACAAAAUUGUGUUGCACACAGACACUUUUUAAGGUGCAACAGGAAAAACAGACUUUUGGGUAUUUCAACUGAACUCAUUCCUGGUUAUAUGCCUUGGUUAGGCCUAUAUGCAGCCAGCGAGGUGUCAUUUCUGCUCUGAAACAGAAACAGUUCAAGAAGUGACCAGCUCCUCUCAUGCACACACACACACACUCCGCUAUAGACAUGAUUUACCUUCUGGUUCUCUCUGGGGUUUUACUUUACGUCUCAGGUGUUGCUGGAGUUAAUGCACUGGAACUUAAUAUAGCAGUGAAAUCUGGAUCAUCUGUCAUUCUUCCAUGUGUGUAUGAUAAACAAUAUAAAGAAAACCGCAAAUAUUUGUGUAAGGGACAAUUUCGGAGCACUUGCCUAAUAUUGGCAUAUGCAGGACAGACAGGAAGAUAUUCCAUCCCUGAUUAUCCAGACCAGAGUAUUUUUACAGUGCGAUGGGACAAUCUGCUGAAGUCAGACUCUGGAUAUUACUGGUGCGCUGUGGAGAUUGGUGGCUAUGACAUCAGUUAUUAUUUGUAUCUGACGGUGCUAACAGUUCCUGAUGUGUCUGUGAUGAACAGCAGUGUAUCUGGACAUGAAGGUGAUGAUGUCAGUGUCCAGUGUCUCUACAGCUCUGAAUAUAAGAAUAGACUCAAACAGUGGUGUAGAUAUAAAGAUAAGGACUGUUACACAGUGGGGAGGACUGACACAUCCCAGAGUUCAUCAGUCCAGAUCAGUGAUGAUGGGAGAAGCUCCUUCACUGUGUUGAUGACUGGACUGAGACUCAGUGAUUCUGGAUGGUUCUUGUGCUCAGUAGGAGAUCAACAGGUUCCUGUUCAACUCACUGUCAAACCCAAACCUGUGACACGUAUUCUAACAGCAACACCAUCUGACCCUGAGACAGACAAGGACACAACUCAGGCAUCUGCAAACAGAAAUCCUACAAGCGUGAAUGAAAUAAUAAACACAGUUAUGAUUACUGAUUUAAGACCUGAGACACACAUAGAUGAAGCCCAUCCAUCAGCAACUGUUAAUAGAGAACAUCGCCAGGAUAAGCAAAACAAGCCUGAUAUGAUUCUGCUCAUGAGUCUUGUAUCGACGCUUGUGCUGUUCCUGCUCGUUUCUCUGGUUGUAAUAGUAACCUGGAUGCUGAGAAAGAAGCUGGAGAGGGGUCACAUUAGAGAAGAAGAACAUUUGAACCCCACCAGUAAUACAACGGCCUCUGAAAACCAGAUGACAUCCAUCCAUCCAGCAGCUGCUACUUCUUCGGCCUCAGUGGACGACUGUUCGGUGAUUUACAGUUCUGUGAUCCCUAAAAAAGGCCGUAAGAAAAAGGCAGCUUUAUCAUCAGUGGAUCCAAAGGGAGACCUGAUCUACAGCUCUGUGAACAAACCUCGAAAGCCUGCUUUAUCAUCAGUGGAUCCAGAGGGAGACGUGAUCUACAGCUCUGUGAACAAACCUCGAAAGCCUGUGAGUUUAUAUCCAUAUCCAUACACACCCUGCUCCUUAAUGACGCUAUGAGCGAAUGAAAGUAAUUCAUUGUAA
Pimephales promelas (fathead minnow) is the source of this 2558-nucleotide messenger RNA. NCBI's taxonomy places the organism in Eukaryota, Metazoa, Chordata, Actinopteri, Cypriniformes, Leuciscidae. The record is from RefSeq and is a predicted model, not a curated record.